AAUCUGGUCUGUCUUCAACUGUUACGAUUCUGGGCCCUAAUCAGUAUUAUUUAUUCAUAGGUAAUAUAAUGUUAGAAUGUAUUUCUUUUCUGGUGUAUUUGUCCUAUUAGUAGAGUCUGUUCUGAAAUGAUAAGGCUUACAUAACUUUCAGCUUACCAUGACAGUCGCUUAAAUAUGUACUCAGACACACACAGCGUGAUGUUCCUUCCAAAGCUGUAAAGAGAAAAGAGGGCUCUUCCUUAUCAGGAGGAAGUAGUUUGGGAGACAGAACAUACCUUUAAUUUUUUUCCUCCAAAAAAGGCAGUGUGCAUUUUUCUCUCCUAAAUGUUUUGUGUCCUAGCAGUUGUGAAUGCUAUGGCCUGCCUAAAGUUUUACUGGAGACUCCUGUGCACCGAAACGCUCAGUAGGACUCUUAGGAAAUAAGUAUCACAGAGCCACUUAAAAGGAACAGCAAUCUAACCAAAGCAUCUACCAUUUUUCUCCCUAAGAAAGUGCUUCCAAUUCAGAAGCAGUGGUGUGAGAGAAUGCCAGCCACCUCAGCAGUAACCUCUGUGGACUCUUAAAGAAGGAAAAUGGGGCCCAGCCCCAAGGAUCCAUGGCUUCCCAGUAUUCUCAACAUGACAGUUCUAAGAAAUGAACCGAGAUUUUACUAGAAGUAAAAUGCAUCAUGGUUUGACUGAAAUACAUUCAUGAUAACUAGAGAAAGCAGUUCAUCCUUUCUUAUCAGGCUAAAUCAGAAUGUGAUAAUGUGGAGUUUCCAGACUAAAUCCAAGGCGGCCUAUGAGUCCCUCGUGGGACCCUGCGGUUCUGAGGAAUUCAGUCUGGGAUCUGUUAGUCCAGCCCACCAUUUCCAGGCGAGGAAGCAGCACUUGGUCCCACUAGUAGAUGGAGUCUACCCAGAGCCGAAUCCAGAGCCUAACCCUGGCCCUUUUCAAAGAGAGCCCAAGACAGGGAACCGAACAGCCAGCUUCAUGGAGGUGACCUCUGCUAUGGAAAGAAGUGGCACUGAGCCACCGUCCAGUAAUGGACACCUCCCAGGGGGCUGGCCCUGCCCUCAGGAAGACAGAACAUGCAGUCUGGUGGCCCCCCAGCCUCUCAGGGCACUGGGGGUGCAGCUCCAGCAACCCUCUGUGCUGGAGUCCAAGGUCAGGGCCUUGAAGGAAAAUAUGACAGCAGCCAAACAGGGGGCAAGCCCCUGCCUCUCUGCCCACGAGCAGCCAUCCCCCAAGAAACCCAAAUGCCGCCGAGGCAAGGUGGGUGGAGCCAGGCCCCCCUGGCCAGAUGCUGCAGUGGUCCUCCAUGCUCAGAACCCACCUGAGGGACAGCUGGACCACAGUGUGAGUGAGGAGCAGCCUGCCAGGAGUGGGGGCCCCAGACCUCCCAGGCCACCCGCUACCGGGCUCGAGAGCUGUAAUGGGAGGCUCCCUCAGACUCCAGAACCAGUACGGACACUGCCCGACCGUGAGGAGAGGGGUCUGCUGCCGGGGCCCAGCUCUUCGCAAGACAGCCCCGUCCACAGAGUCGUUCCAGGCCGACCCAGGGGCCCUAGAGCUUGUAACAAAAUCACCCACACACCAGCCCCGAAGCCAGAGAGGUCCUUCCCCCUUCAGGAUGAUCUAGUCACAGGGGGAGACCUGGGUAGCUUGUCUCUGACCUCUGAGGAGGACUUCGUCCCCAGGCCAGCCCUGCGGGGGGGUCUCUGGAGAGCUGGAGACCUGGGGGCUCUGGGCACUGGGGGCAGCACCUUGUCCCUGUCUGAACGGGUAGAGAGGAACCGCCUUCUUCUGCAGGAGAUGCUAAAUGUUGGGGGGCCGGCCCACCCCAAGGUGGGAAUCCCAGCCCGGACUCCAUCCUGGGACAGAGCUGGACCAGAGCGACCACCAGGAGACAUGGACUGGGACUCGGGCAUCUCCCUGCAGGACUCGGACCAGAGCAGGACCUUUGGACCGAAGCCGGAGCCCGUGCGGAGGAGCCCCAAGCACGAGGAAGCCAAGCACCUGCUGCAGCGUGCCCGCAUGAAGGCGAGGACCCGGCCCCUCCGCGCCAGCCAUGAUAUCGUGCCCACCGCUGACCAGGGCCGCCGGGAUGGUGCGAGGAACCCAGCCCUGGACCGGAGCCUGCCCUUUGCCUGCAGAGAAAACCUCCAGAACGGAAGCACGAGCGACUCCUCCAGCGGGGAGUCCAGCAGCGGGCAGUGGCCAAAGCGGGGCCCUUCCCCGUCCCACGUCCGCUUUGAGGACGAGUCCACCCGGGAUGCCGAGUCCCGCUACCUGGACCGGCUGCAGCAGCGCCAGCGCCAGGGGCUGAGCCCUGCGCUGCAGACUGCAGACCAAGGGCCCCUGCGCUCCAAGCCCGAACUCGCCGACUACAUCGCCGGGGGCGUCGGGCGUAGGGAUGCUGGGGGAGAGGCUCUGCACUGGCUUGUGGGCCACGUGGACCGAAGGGCCUUCCCGGCGCCACCGCCCCCUCGAGGCGGUGAGAGGACUUGUCGAGCCUGCGGCAGCUGCACUGAGGACCCACGCCCUGCCCCGGGGAAGGCAGCCCCGGACCCCGGGGUCCCCCAGGAGCGCGAGGCUCACUCUGGGCUGGAAGGAGUGUGGGCAGAGCCCCUUAGCUCUCGGGUCCUGAGCGCCCCUCUCAGGCUCCUGCCCGCACAGCAGCGCCUUUGCACAGAACGGAUCCGGGAGACUCACAUCGGAGGUUCUGCGCGCCCGGAGGAGGCGGACUCCGCCCUCGACAGCACGGACACCUCGGACAGCUGCAGGACCGACAGCGAGGAUGCUGGCACCUCUCAGCCUGGCAGGACCCGCGGCAGCUGCCCCCGGCCACGGGGCUCCAGACCGCGCGGAAGCCACCGGUGCUUCUGGAAGGCUGAGACGGAGGCGCAUGGGAGCCCUCAGGCCCCGCACUCCCAGCCUGGGGUUGAUCUCCUGGAGGUUUCGGAUGAGGUGAAGGAAGUCAGAGGACACACGCCUGAGGGGACUCUGUUCCCCAGAGAAGAUCCUUUGUCCAAGCCUCCCGUGCAGGGACCGGAGAGGGCCUGCCUGGGGUCCCUGGGGUCCCCGGGGCAGCCCGGACCAGAACUGGGCAAUCCGGGAGCUCACCCUGUGGAUUCCGGGGCUCCGUGCAAGACGGCCUGCGCUGCGGCCUCCUUCGUGAAGCUGGCAUCCUCGGGGCCAGACAGACAAGAGCCGGGGAGGGAAAGCCACGAGUCUCUGAAAACUAUCUCCCUGCAACAGAACCAUGCAGAGCCCUCGGCCCCACGCCAGGCCCAGCAACCAACCACUCCACUUUCCCCCGAAGGCUGGGUGCCAACUCCCCCUCCUUCCAGGAAAACCACCUCGCCUGGGUCUCACAGGAAAGCACCCCGAAGACCAGGUGACCGGGGAGCGCCCUUGGAGCCCCCGCUGGCCCCUUCAGGAAGUGCAGUUCCCAGGACCUGUGAGCUCCCCGCCCCGCGCACCCAGCCCUGCAGCCCCCAAGCCAGGCACCCACUGCUGGCCCUCUCCACCACCAACUACAAAAGCGAGGAACUUGGGGGGCUGCAGGAGCCUGGGGGAGGCGCCACCCUGGAGGACAGGGCAGAGAAGGGCCCCAGCAGCCAGGAGCCCGAGGCAGCCCUGGAGGACUGCAGAGAUGGUGCUGGCACUGUGAGUUCCACAGGCGUCACCUUCUCCCUGGCCUUAGAGGAGCCAGAGUCCAGCCGGGAACCAGCGGGAGGCCUGCAGAGGACAGAGGCACAUUCCGAGGGCGACAUGUCAUCCCGAGCACUACCAGGGGUCAGUGCAGGACCAGGCCUGUCCUCAGCUGCCCCUUCUGACAGGAACAAGAAAACCAGCGGCAGCAUCGCCACCCUGGGGCUGAAAAAGUUCUUCUUGGCCCUGGGCCAGGGCUCACGGCCCAAGUUGGGCAAGUCCCGCAGCUACAGUGUGGAGCAGCUGCAGCCCCCUGCACCUGGCCCGGCUUCACACGCCAGCACCCCCAAAGUGAAGAGAGCCCCAUCGUUACAGUCCCUGCGUCUGGUGUCGCCCUCUCCCCAACAUCGGAAAGCCGCCUCCUUUCAGAACCUCCAUUCUCUGCUGAGUGGCAAGGUGGACAGGUCCAGCCUGUACCUGAUCGGGGAGCCAGGGGACCACAGUGAAUCUGGCAGGUUAGCCAAGGCUCCGCCCCGACGUGCGCUCAGCGUGGAGGACGUGAGCUCCCCCAGCCUGGCCCGCACAGUGGGCCGUGUGGUGGAGGUGUUCCCAGACGGCACAAGCCAGCUGCAGCUACAGCGCCCCCCAGAGGGCACUUUUGGCUUCUGUGUGGCUUCCGGGAACGGACGCCGGGACUCAGGCUUCUACGUGCAGGAGAUGGCCGACGCAAGCACAGCCAAGCUGUACUCGGGGCUGCUGGGGGUGGGGGAUGAGAUCCUCGAGGUGAACGGGGCCAAGGUUGCCGGGCUGGGACUGGCUCACGUUAAGGAGCUCCUGGCCCAUGCAGAGAACUUGUCACUCCGAGUGCUGAGGCAGAGGCCUGUCCCUCGAUGACCCAGAG
This is a messenger RNA of Artibeus jamaicensis (Jamaican fruit-eating bat), 4536 nucleotides long. Its product is annotated as KIAA1614 ortholog. Gene Ontology annotation, biological process: centrosome cycle; establishment or maintenance of cell polarity; regulation of cellular localization. NCBI's taxonomy places the organism in Eukaryota, Metazoa, Chordata, Mammalia, Chiroptera, Phyllostomidae. The coding region runs from base 690 to 4529 and encodes 1279 amino acids. Gene Ontology annotation, molecular function: protein kinase C binding. Gene Ontology annotation, cellular component: nucleus; apical plasma membrane; cell cortex. The transcript is spliced from 13 exons. The record is from RefSeq and is a predicted model, not a curated record.